CAUGCAGCAGGAGCAAGCGUGCAAGCUUCUAGAGGGAGAGAUAGAGAAACAGAAUGAUAAUGAGCAGGAGGCAGCAGCAAGUAAAGCAGCGCUAGGACAGGAGCUGCAUCUCUCAGGAGAAAAAAGGAGAACGGAUUGAUCCAGCCCCUCGCCUCUGUUCUUUUUUUUUCUUUUCUUUUUUUCUUUUACAUUCAGAUUUCUUUUACUCAGAUGUGAGCGGCUAGCCUAGUGCAUCCAGCAUGCCAGGGAUGGAUGGAUUGAUGGAUACAUGUCUGAGAGCUCCAAGGAGAAGGAGGGAGAGUUGCUUGCAGGAAUCCGCAGCAACAGGUCUGUAAGGAUGGCACUGAAAUGAUGGUAACAUGCAGGCUUCUAAGCGCCUGACCCCAUCCAAGGAGAGAUGAGGCACCUAGAGGUGGGCUUACCAUGAGCAGCGUCCACUUCAACCACUCCCUUGCUGCUAUGAGCGGAAACGACUUAAUGGCACACUCUCUGACUCUGGAGCAAAAGACAGCGUUUGCUUUUGUGGGGAUGCUGCUGGUGUUCUUGGGACUGCUGAUAAUACGCUGCUUUAGGAUCCUGCUGGACCCCUACAGCAGCAUGCCCUCCUCUAACUGGGCCGACGGCAUCGAGGGGUUGGAGAAAGGGACAUUUGAGUACGCCCUCACUUAACGAUGCGACAACGGGACACAAACACACACAAACAUGAAAAACAGAUACCCAAGCCUGACCGACCACUGCACCUGACACUCCAUUAAGAUACCUUCAAGUGAUGAACAGAGCUAGAGUCAAAGCUGUGUAUGCCAUUUAAUGUGUGUGAAUUGUUAGGUCAGAGAACCUCUACUGUAUAUGAAUUGUGUGUGUCUGGGAGAGAGAGUGAAAUUGAGGCAGCUGCCGUGUCACAUUGGGUGCCCUUCUGCCAGGAAGUGUGUUUUUUAGAACAUCAGUUGACACAGAACUUGGAUGUAGCUCCCUUUAACCUACAAGCUGAAUGUCACGAUAAGGUGGACGUCAAUGAAACAGGAUGGGAGACUGAAGACUCAGGGACAAGAUUCCUCACAUGAACUCAAAACAGAGGGUGGCGUGGUUGCACUUCUGCACAGCAGAACUGUUCAGCGCAAGAAUGUAAAUGGGUGGAUACAGGGUAUUUUCAAAAUAGUGCUAAGUGACCUAUUCAAAACAAGUCUGUUGGGAAUCUUAAGGAAAGCAGGCACUUCUAGCUUUCUUAAGUCAUCCAGCGAAAGAAAAACAAAGGCAAACUGUGACCUACAUUGUGGUACUGCUGUUCCUAAACAAUGCAAAGGGAACUCAGAGACUGUACUGCUGCUGCCUUGGAGGAAUGGGAAACUGGUUGACUAAUGAGAAAAAACAAAUGAGACAAAAUACGUUCUUCACUCAGAGCACUGAUGUUUCAAAUCAAUGGGAGGAAAUCGCCCAGCAGAGGUGUGGCAAAUAACAAGGGCGGGAUGAGUUUCAGCUCUACACUUGAUCAUGCUUCCUGACUCUCCUAGAUCAUCCUGAACCCUCCUGAUCAUUUUCUGAUCAGACCGUGUGGUCUGGACUGUUCCUUUGCCAAUUUUUACAGUUUACUGUUUCUCCUUAGUGCUGUGAAUCUGCCUUACUGUGACCUUCAAUGGGUUUAUGUGCCUUCAUCUAGAACCAUUAGAGCACCCGUGUGUGGGUGUGUCUGAGUGAGCGUCAUACUAUAAUGACAGGCCGGUUGCUUGCUCCACUGGUGAUAGAGAUUUUGCAUUGAUUUCAUUCGAUUUGAUGAUGUGAAAUAAAAAAAAAUGGUUUAUUCACUUUAAA
Molecule: messenger RNA, 1806 nt
Organism: Cyprinodon tularosa
Lineage: Eukaryota; Metazoa; Chordata; Actinopteri; Cyprinodontiformes; Cyprinodontidae
Gene: ctxn2
Product: cortexin 2
Exons: 2
Coding region: 424-669 (81 amino acids)
Source: RefSeq, a predicted model, not a curated record